Messenger RNA from Australozyma saopauloensis, 1305 nucleotides. RefSeq lists its product as uncharacterized. Gene Ontology annotation, cellular component: cytoplasm. The record is from RefSeq and is a predicted model, not a curated record. The coding region runs from base 1 to 1305 and encodes 434 amino acids. The transcript has a single exon. NCBI's taxonomy places the organism in Eukaryota, Fungi, Ascomycota, Pichiomycetes, Serinales, Metschnikowiaceae. Gene Ontology annotation, biological process: maturation of SSU-rRNA.
AUGCUCAUCUCCAAUCUACAACCAAUGAGUGCCAUCGACGAAGAGUUCUCAGACGACGAAAGUCUCUAUGACAAGGCCUCGGAAGUGUUCCUUGGCUACACUGACGUCGCUUUUGACGAGGAAGACGAAGAGCCUACGCUAGAAGAUACCUUUAUUGGUGGACAGCCUAUAUGGCUUCACGAAGACUCGAGUCCAGCCGAAAAAGACUUAAAAUGUGACAAUUGCAAUGAAUUCAUGGCCUUACUUCUACAGGCUUCCGCUCCGCGUGACGAUAAGCCUUAUGACAGGGUAUUGUACAUCUUUGCUUGUAAGAAUACCCAGGUGUGCUCUCGUAAGAAGGGAUCCAUUAAGGCCAUCAGAGGAGUCUGCAAAGAUCCCGAGAGAAUGGCCGAAAUCAAAGCAGAACAAGAUGCGGAAGUUCAGAAGCUUCUUGACGAAAAAUUGAGAAUCGAGAACAAGAAGAAGUUGCAGAUUGAGAUGACGAAGGACAUAUUCGAUGCGACCAAGCCAUCGACACUGACAAACCCAUUUGGCGGCAAUUCUUUUGGAGGUAAUCCAUUCGGUGGUAAUCCUUUUGGGGGGCAAGAGACGAAGUCGAAGGUGGAUGACAAGAAGGCUCCAGCUCAAGAAGCAAAGCAGUCUAAACAGGAACUGACAUACGCAGCUGUCCUGGCCAAGGCCGCGCCCAAGAAGGAACCAGUUAAAAAAUUGUCUGCAGGCUCCGUGCUACCACAAUAUCCUGGCUUUUUCUUGUUCACCGAGCAAGAGCAGUUGAAGAAGGUUACCCACGAGCCUGAACUCGAGAAGUACAAGGAGCUCAUAGACAAGAUGGAUCCAAACGAGGACCAGAGGGAGAGAUCCAUGUCCAACUCAUCUGCUACGUCGUCCUCGGGCUUGAACCCUGAAACAAGUAAAAUCGCAUCUAUGUUGAGUGACGCAUUUUUCGAGAAUUUCUCGUCAAUUGUUGGCCACAACCCAUCGCAGGUAUUGAGGUACGACUUGGGUGGAGAGCCUUUACUCUACAGCGGCAAGGAUGAUGUUGCCAAAACCUUCAAGAGCUCUGGUCUUCCAUCGCCGGCGUACAAUCCAUCUUCAGAGCGUCAGUUUGAGCUCCAACUAAUGCCAAAGGCAAUCAUGGACCUUGAACUGUAUCUGUCGAAGCUGGUUAAAGAUAUUCUUGGAGGAAUGGCUUGGGGAACCAUCAUUGUGGCUACCGAUAUCGAUGACGGGGUGUCGCUGCUAGAUGAAAAUCAUGUGGGAUAUGUUGUCGAAUACUGUGGUGUUCAAUGGGAAGAAAGUGUAUAA